Molecule: messenger RNA, 9808 nt
Organism: Ixodes scapularis (black-legged tick)
Lineage: Eukaryota; Metazoa; Arthropoda; Arachnida; Ixodida; Ixodidae
Product: neuropilin and tolloid-like protein 2
Exons: 9
Coding region: 556-2007 (483 amino acids)
Molecular function (GO): protein binding
Source: RefSeq, a predicted model, not a curated record
GGCGCGCCGGACGUCAGCGGCGUCAGUCGAGGAGCCGAGCAGCCGGUGGGGGGGCACGCGUCCUCUGGAAUCGCACGCCGCAGACCUCCACCUCAAGUCCGGUCGAACUCUCUCCCCCCACCCUUCCCCCAAGUUCCCCCGAAUCCCCCCAUCCACGCGACAAGCACGCCGAUCAGGCCCCGUCCCGCACAACGGCACGUAAAAGCAGGGAGCGGCGACGUGGUCUCCGGGUCGCCAUGUGAGCCGACGAGGUCGUUUUUUUUUCCUCUUGGAGGCCUAACGCUGCGAUGCGGCUCGACGACGCUCGACGGAAGGUCCCCCAAGAGCGCAGGGAGUCUGGGCCGACGCCCACAUCGCCACAGCGGAUCGGUCGCAGCAGCGCAGGCGGGACGCCACCGCUCGCCGUGCUCUGCCUCUGCCGCCGUCCUCGCAUGCCGGCCUCCGACAACGGCAUGGGGUAGAGCCGCUCCCGGUGCGCGAGUGUGCCUGUGCCGCGCAGAGCAAGGGACUCUCUCCGACGGAGAACCAGCAGCGCGCCCCCUGACAGCCGGCCCAAUGUGGGCUCCCUGCGACGGCCUGGCUGUGCGAGCGCUGGCAGUCACACUCCUGACGAUCACAAGCAGUAUGGUUGCAGCCAAGGAGAUCAAGAGCUUCAAGUGGGGCGAGCUGGACGAGGACGAGCGGGCCCGCAUCUGCCACAACUUCACCGUGGGGGACCCCGCGCGGCAGGAGCUUUACUCGCCGCUGUACAACGGCUCGGCCCACUACCCGAACAACACCGAGUGCGUGCGCGUCAUCCGGGCCCCCUACAACCACAUGGUGCGCCUCGACUUCCGCGACCGCUUCCACCUGGAAGAGUCGCCCACGUGCGAAUUCGACUAUCUCGAGAUUCGGAACGGCGCGUACGCGUACUCGCCGCUCGAGGACAAGCUGUGCGGGGACAGGUUUCCGAAGCCCGUGCAGUCCGAGGGCAGGCACCUGUGGCUCAAGUUCUCUUCGGACGCCAGCAUCGAGUACACGGGCUUCAAGGCGGUCUACACCUACAUGCCUGCGCCCAAAACCCACGAGCCACCGCCCGAAGAGUGCCUGUUCAACGUGGAAGGCAGCCACGGCACCAUCGGCUCGGCGGACAUCAAGGCUUCCCAGCUGAACCACUCCCGGCAGAACAAGCUCCCCCUCGAGUGUACCUGGAGCAUCCGGGUGAAGCCUUCCUGGCAGGUGUACCUGACAUUCACCUACUACAAGCUGGCCGACCCCAACAACUGCCGAUCCAACUUCAUCGACAUCAUCGCGGGCGAGCCGCAGCACAAGCGGUUGCAGCACUUUUGCGGCACCAUGGCCGAGCCGACCCGGUCCGAGACGAGCCACGUCAAGGUGCGCUACUACGCCGAGCACGGGGCGCUCAAGGGCGCAAACUUCUCCAUCCUCUUCACUGCCUUCAGGGAGAUCACCAGCGCCGAGAGCUGCGACCCGGAGACAGAGUUCAGCUGCGACGACGGCUGGUGCAUCGACGUGAAUCUCAAGUGCAACCACCAGUACAACUGCAAGUACCGUUACGACGAAGAGUCCUCCAUUUGUCAGACCGGCUCUAACGUGGGCGUGGUGCUGUCGACGAAGCACAUGAUCGUCAUCCUGGUGGUGUUCUCAGCGCUGGUAGUGGGCAUGUGCGCCUCCAUCAGCAUCACGUGUCACAACAAGAUCCAGGAGCGGCGGCGGCGGGAACGCGAGUACAAGCUCCGCCGCUCCAAGGAGGCCUCGGUCGAGGUGGGCCUCGAUCUGUCCGCGGGGAACCUCGAGGCCGCUCUCGCGCUCCAGGCGGCCGAGAUCGGGGCCCGCCGGGCGGGAACAUUGCCCCCGGGGGUCCAGGCCACGCCCGUGGCUGGCACGGCACCCAUUCUGCUGCGACCCGAAGACGACGACAACGGCUGCUACGUGCCCGAGGUGGACCUGAGCGUGUUCCGCAAGCACCCCAACGGGCGGCCGCUGUCGCCGGCAACGGAGGCGUAGCGCUCGUGUCCGCAGCACGGCGACCUGCACAGCCUGCGUAGCGACAGCGUCACGCCUCCGAUCCCGCCCCCGCCGCCGCCGCCUCACAAGGCCCACCCGACGCCACGGGUGGACAUCUACCGCUGAGCCGCGCCCACCCACGCGCCCACCGCCAAACGACGACGCGUGCUGCGUCGGGAUCCCACGCGAAGACGACCAACAAACGCCUCGCCAUCUUGCUCAAAACUAGAGGACCUCGGAAUGGCGUGCGUGUUCUUUUACGGCACGCUACGCACGCAGCCUGCGGGAACACGUGCGUCGGAGUUAGGCGCGCCAUUUCACUCGGGAACCUCGCAGUGAGACCUUCUGGGACAGCGCGGGGCCGUAGCCCCCGUCCUCUGGCGUCCUUGUGGAAGAGGAAGGUGAGGAGUGUUUUUCUCUGGAAAGCUGGAGCUCACGGCACCACGAAAUGAUAUUUUUUAAAAGGUGUUCCCUCCGGGCUGAUCUUUCCUUGCGAGACGCAAGAAACACGCUGGCCAGCAGGCAUGAUCCGCUCGUCCCUCGAGGUUUUGCGGCUCGACUUUCGAAUGGACCUCGAAGGCAGGAGAUGUCAGUUUGCACUGCCUCGUUAUAAACACUGCUCAAAGUCUUGGGAAUCCUUUUUAACUCAUGUAGCAACAGCACUCGUUCCAGUUCUCCACAAACUCAACAACAAAAAGAAAUAGCUGUGGCCAUGGGGCCCAUGCGAUCUAUAAACCGAAAGCGAUCAGACGUCAGAGCAGCCACCCAGAAGAGCUCACUGUGAGCACCGCUUAGGACUUUUUUCGAACGCAGCGAGUUGGACACUGAAACGUCGCCGUCUACAUGUAGCCUUUCACGUGGACUUAACCCAUUGACUCCAAACGCUAAGCAAUGGCACCGUCGGACUCAAAGUGUCACAACUGUGGACUCUGCUGUGAACCUUCAUUUUAGAACUGACACUGUGGUGUGCGCGUGGACACUCCUGUGUGCAGCGCGAGUGUUACUUUACUAGGAGUACUAAUUACUCUCUGCCUGUUUACAUAUACACACAACGGAAACAACGACAACAAGCUCGGUCCCAGAGGAAGCCAACAUGGCGCCCUGGUUUCUGCCAUUCAGCAAGCAUCUCAUGCACUGUCUCAUUAUAGUAUCAUAUUGAAAUUUACGGAAAUAGCACUUAACUAUGGGAUACGUUAACCAACCUCCUUUGUCAAUAUAUUACCUCGGGAACAAGCCCUAAUACUAAGUUGGCACUGGUUAGUUUCGGUUUAAGUACGCCCAUGGUUGGUGAAAACAAAGCUAGCUUCUAUUUCAAACCAAUAACGUCCACGGGUUUAUGUGGACAGGAAUAUAUUCGAACAUGCCAAGGAUUUGGACUUAAAAAUUAUUUCCCAAGAUCCAUUAACUGAGAAGGAUAGCGGACAGGAGAUGAGGAAAGGCAAACAAAAAAGGCCUCUCUUGAAAAUGAGGGGUUGCCAAGUGUGGCAACAUUCGUCUGCCCACAAAAGGGGAGGGUGGGAUCCAAGACAUUUCAUCAUGUCAUGAGGUGGAUGUUGACUAGCGGAAAUCAUGGUGCCUAUAUUGCGAAGAGUCCCUUUUCCCCGAACUGGAGUUGGGACGUUCGAUGCUAAUCUUCCAUCUAUAACAAUUCCACUUCUCAACACCAUAGACUCCAUCACCGAAUUCCCACUUCGCCCACCUUUUGGGUGUUCCCAGAACGAUGGGGGAGACAAGAGAUGGGGUAAGCAUGUGCCGUAACCCCAUGUCUCUCCAUGCCCUCCCCCACCUCCACCCCACCUUCCAUUCUCCCCAUUUUUCCAAUUUGUUGAACUCCCCCACACAGAACUCUCUCGCUCUCUUCGGAGGCAACCGUUAUGUUCCUUGGCGGGGAUUAUGGUAGCUGGCUCCCUGUAUUGCUGGACACUGUAGCAAUCGAGACUCCAGUUGAACAGCAUUUUUCGCACCAUGUUAUAUGUUGACGACUUUUUAUUUUGGGAGUCGACACUCUUGCCACAUGAAAUUUCAACCAGUUUCUGUAGUUUUCUACGGAAGCACCGUAGGAAAGUGUAGAUUAUGUAAAGGUAUUCUACUAACCAUCCCCAGCUUGUAAACUAUCACAAACUACAGCUCCGUUUCUAAUUGAUGCUUGAUCAUUCAGUGCUUUACCUCCCUUCCUUAAAGAAGUUGCUGGAAACCAUAAAUCAGAUCUGAGACAACACAAAGUAUCUUUAGGCUACAUACCUUAGUUUUCUUCAGGGCAUUUAGGGUUAGUGUCAAGUUUGCUGGGCAGCCAAAAAAUGGUUACCAAGGGCCAACUUGUCCAGUCUUCAGAAAAGGAGCCUUUAUAAAAUGUGAGGAUUAAAUAAUAUACCUAAACGUUAAGUCAACAGGGAAUCAUUGAAGCAUUACACUAGAAGAGUAAAAAAAAUGGUUUUAAGAGGGUAAAAGUGUGAACCAAAAAGAUGCUGCUCAGUGCCUAACACAUCAAUUAACACUGCUGCUCAAUAUCAGUGAACAUGCUGCAAUUGUGAAAUACCCAAUAUUGAUGGCAGAAAGCCUCAAGUAGAGAAUGAUACAGUAAAAGUGUGAACCAAAAAGAUGCUGCUCAGUGCCUAACACAUCAAUCAACACUGCUGCUCAAUAUCAAUGAAUAUGCUGCAAUUGCAAAAUACCAAAUAUUGAUGCAGAAAGCCUCAAGUACAGAAUGAUACAAAAGCAACAGGCAAACUUGAAGCUCUCAUAGAAGGUGCACCUCAUAGAAAGGCUUCUGUUUAUACGAGUUCAUUUAUAAACUACAGCUGGUAAAAGCGGACACUGCUCGUGAGCAGUUAGCUUGACCUAUCCAAGUACACAACUCCAAACACAAUAUAUUUUGAUCACAUCAUUCUGAACAAUUCAAAAUCCAUCCUGCAUUUUUAACAUAUAAAUGUUUUGUGCACUCAGUCAAUGUGUGCCAGUUCUAGUGCUCACUCUGGCUCAAACUAGUCCAGUUAGCAACUGAAUUGUAUGUAAAAGCACCACCCUGAUGCUGCACAGCUUUUGGGGGUUCCAGAAAGUCCAAAACCGCUGCUGCUUCAUGUGAAAGCAGGCCCCAAUUCUAUUCACCCCUCUCCACAACUGAACACACAACCACAGAUGGCUGAAAAUUCGGCCACGGUCUGUGCCGGAGCACCGAUUAAGUACCACGGGACGCAAAGAUUUCAUUGCAAACUAAUGCUCCCUAUUGAGCUGUGCAUUUUCUCUGCCACUAGGCCAAGAGACUGCUGUCAACUUUUCACCAAUACCCUACUCACUUUAGUAGUCAUGGUUCUAUACACACCUCCAAAAGCCACUCCAUGCUAUUUGUUUUGCAAACCAUUGCCACUCGGAAACUACACCCAGAACAUUUGUGCAGGCAAGUUCAGGCUUCCCUAGUUGUCUGUUCUCGUAACUUCAACCCUGACACACACAAAGGAAUUGAGGCUAAAGUAAAUAAAUGCGAGGCAUAUAUAAUUUGUUUAACAAAAGGUUUCUUUUUUUUCUGAGAAUUCUUAAAGCAACAUGUCUAAUGCAAAGCUUUCCUUCAAACUUGUUACAAGGGUUUAAAAAAGUGAGGGUCGAAUGCAUCGACCUUAGGAAAGAAGCCAUUUGCCUCAAGUUUAUUACUCAGGGUCAUGGAGUGGCUUUCCAUUUCAGUCUUCAAUCCCAUAUGUGUGCUAUGUGCUAUAUGCAUAGAGUCUUAGAAUGUCUUUUGUUGUCGCUAAAAAAAUAUUGCUACUGCGAACCAUGAUGCACCAUGUGAGGUCAACUGAAAAUUCCUGGUCCUGCAUAGAUAUAUUCUGAAAAGAGGAGGAACUCAACUCUUCAGAGUAUGUUCAACUCCUUAAGCCCCAUUUCUAUUUCCUUUGUAGACACUUGCAAUUGCAACCUCAAAUUCUGUGGCUGCAAGAGUGCAGGUUAAAAGCUCAACUCUAAAUGUGGUGCAAGAACAAUAAAAUGUUUGCAAAUUGCAAACAAUCGACCAAAUGCACCCAAGCUUAAACUUCAAAUAUGUCCAGAUUUGUUUUCUCUUUGGAAUGUCCCUUAAAAACUUCUGCUUUCUAUUCCAUGAGUCAAAACUUAAGCUAUGUUUAGAAUAUAGACCUUUUUCGCAUGCCCCAGACCGCCAAGUAGGCAUAUCCGAUAUGGGCAACAAAAAAAUAUUAAAACAUUUCAAUCUGCAAAUAGUAAAAAAAUAGAGGGGAGACAAAACUAGAAUAGGUGAUGGUUACGCUUAUAUCCUUAAUGCAUUCUAUUGGCGUGGCGACAGCAAAGCAAUGUUUUCGCCCAUACUGGAAGUGACAAUAUUUCAAGAUAGCGGCGCCCUUGUGAAAAAGGUCUAUAGAGGCAUACAUGGUUCAGCAGACAACAGGUCGCAACACGUGGGGAGCAAAUAAACUCAGAUUAGCUGCUCUAGAGACAGCACACCGUCAGCUGCUGACUUAGCCUUGUAGAUAAACUAUUAACACUCUUCAGCAGCUCAAUAUUGGUGAGAAAGCUGAAGCACAAGUCAUCUGCAUCUGUCUGGAGCUCUAUGAAGCUGAAUGUAUAAAUUGCUUCCAACAAGAGGGCAGUAUCCUUCCAGCCUAAUCAUUCCCAGAGUCCUCUGUUGGUCUAAAUCAGGUACAGACCUAGACACUAUAGUAUGGUCUCUUCUUGAUCUAAUGAACUUGCAGUUUGGAUGUACAAGUCACCACACAAUGUUCCCUCUCGUAGCACUAUAGACAUGACUUAAUAAGCUAAGAGUUCUCAGACAAGUAUUACUGUAGUUUAAAAGUUAGCUUUCACAAAAAUAUUUCAAUAGCUCUCCAGACCACAUCUUAAUGACAUGAACACAUAAAUACAUAGCACGGCACUGUUAGCGUGAACAAGCACUCACUAGUUCUUUUUUUUUUUCACUCUUAUAACGAAAAGACUGUCAUCAAAAUGGUGGGAGGUGCUCAGUUGGGGAGCUAACCUAAGGAGUAAAAAUUUGGUGCCUGCCAGUACCCUUUCAAAGUAAAAUGUGAAAAAGCACCAAUGUUGUGUUUGUGCUAACAGUGUCGUACAGUGUACAAAUGUGGGUAGCAUGUCAUGUUGCCAGAGUAAACCCAUUUUUCAUAAUCCUAUAGAGAAGGAGCAGCAGCGGUUUUAGCUACCUGGACCAUUAUCUGCCUCUUUGAGCUAAGCAGCCCACAGCCUCUAUAGUUUGAUGCAGUGAACUCAUUGCAUGCUCGAGAGGCGAGAUUUAAAACAUAGCUGACUUGGUGCCAAAUGUUUGGUCUACGCAAAAAACAAUGUCAAAAUAUUGCUAAAAAAAAUUAGACGCAAAGGUAUGUAGUGGUUUCUGCAAAAAAUUAAUCUUACCAACAAACAGUUAAUUAUAUUCAUGACAUUGUUAUAUUAUGGCCUAAGCUGGUUACUAGGUUGUUUUGCACUUCAAAAUUGGCAAACGAUUUAGAGAAAAGGCUGUUAUGGUAACAGGCUACAUUCAAAAACAUUUGAAAUAUUGGAAAAGCAAGUGACUUACCAAAAUGUUAUACUUUGUAAACAGCUUCUUUUAAAAUUUUGUUGAACAGUUCACUCACUCGAUCACGCAUCAACCACUGGGGGAAUAUUUCAACCAUAAUCGUUUCCAACUUGACUAAGUUUCACCUGCAAAACAAGCAUUGCAAGCCAGAUUACCAUGAAUACUCACCCAAGAUAGCAAACCAAGUGUGUGCUUGUGAAAGCCAAAUAGCGAUAUGAAUACUUUGGGCAAAGCCCAUAUUGGUAUUUCCUUCAGUUAAUCAUGUGCAGUCACGCAGAAACUAAAAAUCUCCAAGCGAGCGAGCGUUUUUUUCUGAGGAGCGCUAUCCUGGCAGUAUUCCUUCGUACUAGUGCCGAUGUCAGGACUCAUCCACGUGAAGCAGACAGGAGGGAGCCCAUCAACGCAAAGAAACUGCUGUUACUAUCUGCGUGUUCCCAGCGUGGUAUGAUUGAAGGGGGAGAAUGCCCGCUCGCUUGGAGCUAUUUAGUUUCUGCGUGACUCUACAAACCACAUAAUUCAUGAAAGGCCCACAAGCAAAUCCUACUGAGUGCCUCCAAAACAUCAAACGCUACAAGCAGUAUCAAUGCUAGAUCACCAACUUUAUAUAUUUGUCCUGCAUGACUAUGAAGUUAACUUGAAGCACCGAAGGCGUGUAAUCGGGAGCACUAGUGCCGUAUACAGAUUGCAUGGUUGUUGGCACCAGGAGCUAAAAGGUGUCUAUAAUGGACAAGCAUUAACAGCGAUUUUUUUUUUAAUAAACUGAGGGAAAAUGUUUUUGAUGAGGGAGAAUGAUUGGGGAAUAAAAUGUGCAAAAUACUCUCUUGAUCAAUGAGAAGAAUGAGACUGUAAAAAAAUAUUACAACAAAUGUAGCCAGAAUUUGCCCAGUUACACCACCAAUGAGUUGAAUUCUAAUAUGUUAAUGUCAUUUUCUCUUGGGUCCCACACACUGAAAAAAGGAACUGUUUGUUUUCAAUUUAGCAAUGAAUUGGGUGUGCAUUUGGCAGCAGCAAUGACAAAAGGACUUGCACAAGAGCAGCAUCUGAAAGGUUGAUAUAUUUUAAGGUUUACCUCCCAACCUCUUACAAACCUCAUCAAAUAGCCACACACACUGUUGAUGUAAAAGCAACAGGAAAAAUGACAUUGCAAAAAAGAAGCAAAUGCAGACAUGGAUUGUGAUGGUAGAUAGCUAGCAACACACUUUUUUUUGUUGACAUUUUGUGGCACGUUACGAAAUAAUCUAGACGUUAAUUUCCAAGUAAAGCAAUCACUUUAACCAGGAAGUUGAGUGCAAACAAACAGAAAAACUGCCAAACUUGAUUUUCUUGUUGACUGCAGGUGCAAAGAGUGAUACAGGGGGGAAAGUCUGUUAUAUGUAUUAUGAAAUGAGUCUCGACAUUUUUUGUGAUGCUUCACCAAGGAACUGAAUUUUCACUUUUAAGUUUGCCAGAACGUUCUCGAAGUAACUUUUUGAGACAGAGCCCUUCCAAAUACAGAAAGGCAGUAUAUGUCGGUGCUUACGGAACCCUUCCCAGCAUAUCACGAGACAACAUGAGGCAAACAUGAACGCAUUAACCAGCCCCAGUUCUGAAAUCCUACCUCGCGUCGUUUUCACUUUCGAAAGCGCACUUUUGAGAGAAAACAUUGUAAUAAAAGUGUGGCCACCUUGGUAUAAAAUUCCUUUCCACCCUGACAGAGUAAGGACCUGAGACCGAAGUACAAGGGGCGAAGGACGAGAAAUCUGAUAAGGAUGAUUCAUAAACAUGGUUGACCAAUUUAUUCCACACAGCCUGCAUAUGGGCAUAACAAAAACUAAAUAAAACCAGGUUUAUAGUUUCAACUUACUAGAUGCAUCAGGGUAUGCAAUCUGUGUGAAACAAGCGGAGAAUUGGUAUUGGAAAUGACAUCAGAGGCAACAAUUGCACACCCCGAACAAAAUGGCCUUGGGAGUAUGUUAUUCUUUUGUAUUUGUUAACAAUGUAUAUAUACGUGUGCUGUGUGGAAUAAAUCUCCCAGCUGUGUUGGAGACCCUGUCCGUGUGGAUACUUCGCCUGCUUUUGACCACGGUGUCAGGUUAUUUCACAGGAUGUUGGACAUAAACCAGCUCGCCUGCACCUUGCCCCUCCUACAGAUUUUGUUUCUCUACACCUGCCAAUUAUUUUCAGAGUUCGCUUGCAUCCUCUGCUUAUUUCAUAUGCUUUGCCGAAGCAACCGUGCUGCCUUAUUUAGAAAAUAAAAAAAGAGCCAAUGUUCCAAUAAAAAGGAGUGUGCAAAGA